UGUUUCUGCCCCUGCUCUGUAAAGUUUCCAGAGAAAGGCUCUGCUUCAAACCAGACACGCUCUCCCUCUCGCCCGUCUGGCACUAGCUAGAUUCCUCUCUGCUCCAUCAGCUAACUGUCACAUUACUAUUAUUAGUUGAUUGCUCUCCAUGUGCCAUAGACGACCUAGGACCCGGCCACCGGGGGUAUAAAGCCUCCCCUCUGGCAGGGCAGGACUCCGCGGCGGGGGAGCGCUCUCGGCGCGGAUCUCGGUUCUCGCCAGCUCCGGUUCGGGGCCGGGCGCGGAGAGCGGCGGCGGCGGCGGCCGAGCCUGCGGCAGUUGCAGGUAGAAACUGAAAGCAAUCUUAAACAAUCCAGGUGCAGAACACAAUACAGUAGCCAUGAAUGACAUUGCACAGAAAACUGAGAUGAAGGAACUGCUUGGAUCUGAUGAAGACGAUGACACAAAAUCUAAAAUUGAAAAAGGCUAUGUUCCAAAGCUUAUAGGAACUGUUAAAGGCAAGUUUGCAGAAAUGGAGAAACAAAGGCAAGAAGAAGAAAGAAAACGAAUGGAAGAAGAAAGAAAGCGCAGAAUUGAACAAGAUAUGUUUGAGAAAAGAAAAAUUCAAAGAGAAUUAGCAAAGAAGGCCCAGGAGAUUGAUGACUUUAACAAUACGGGAACUGAAUCAGCAGCUGAGGAAGGGGAUGAUUCACUACUAGUUACAGUAGUGCCUGUAAAAGCCACCAAAACACCUGGGAAGAUGAAAAUAAACUUUGAGAACACAGGAAAGGAGAGAGCAGAACAAAGAGAGAGACAGGAUGAAGAAAUGAAGCUAAAAUAUGAGGAACGAACCCCAUCCCUUAAGGAAACCCAGUGCCUUUCAUUUGUCAUGGGUGAAAAUGAAGACAAUAAAACUCCAGAGUCUCUGUCUCCUGGUAAGCUGAAAGUGACAUUUGAAGAACUUGAAAGACAAAGACAGGAAAAUCAAAGGAGGCAAGCAGAGGAAGAAGCAAGACAGCGUUUAGAAGAGGAAAGACGUGCCUUUGAAGAAGCUAGGCAGCAAAUGAUAAAUGAAGGUGACGAUGAAGAAUGUGAAAAUUCUGUUAAAGAAUUCCGUCCUGGUAAACUCAGACUCAGUUUUGAGGAGAUAGAAAGACAAAGGAGAGAAGAGGAAAAGAGGAAAGCGGAGGAAGAUGCAAGACGACGCAUUGAAGAAGAAAAAAGAGCAUUUGCUGAAGCAAGGAAGAACAUGCAGGUGCUGGAUGAUGAAUCGCCAGAAAUGUUUAAAACAUUUUCUCAAGAAUCUCUUGUACCUGGUAAACUGGAAAUUAAUUUUGAGGAGUUGCUGAGACAAAAAAUGGAAGAAGAAAAGAGACGCACAGAAGAAGAGCGCAGGCAAAAGUUGGAAAUGGAGAAGCAAGAAUUUCAACAGUUGAGACAAGAAAUGGGAGAGCUGGAAGAAGAGUGUGAAACUUUCGAGCUAAGCAAAGAGUAUGAAGAAUUAAUAAAGCUAAAAAGAAGUGGUUCUAUUCAGGCAAAGAACUUAAAAAGCAAAUUUGAAAAAAUAGGACAGUUGUCUCAAGAAGAAAUACAGAGGAAGAUUGAAGAAGAGCGAGCAAAGAGAAGGGCAAUGGAUGAAGAAAUAAGAGAAAGGGAAGCUGAAAAAUUUCAAGAGGAUGAUGAGGUAGAUGUGAGACCAGCCAAGAAAUCUGAGGCUCCAUUUACUCAUAAAGUAAACAUGAAGGCCCGUUUUGAGCAAAUGGCAAGAGCCAGGGAAGAAGAGGAGCAGAGGAGAAUUGAAGAACAGAAGUUACUACGUAUGCAGUUUGAACAAAAAGAAAUUGAUGCAGCAUUACAGAAGAAAAGGGAAGAAGAAGAGGAGGAGGAGGGAAGCAUUAUUAAUGGUUCUACUUGCGAAGAUGAGGAGGAUCAAGCUCGAUCUGGAGCUCCCUGGUUCAAGAAGUCAUUGAAAAACACAUCAGUUGUUGAUGGCGAGCCAGUGAGAUUUACAGUUAAAAUUACUGGAGAACCAAAACCUGAAGUUACAUGGUGGUUUGAAGGAGAAAUGUUGCAGGACUCUGAGGACUAUCAGUAUAUUGAAAGAGGAGAAACCUAUUGCCUUUACUUGCCAGAAACCUUCCCAGAAGAUGAAGGGGAAUAUAUGUGUAAAGCAGUCAACAACAGAGGCACAUCUGCUAGCACUUGUAUUCUCACCAUUGAAAGUAAGAGUUAGCAUUUUCAUUUGCUUCAUUCUCAUUCUUCUUGCACCUUUCCUAUUAUGAAAUCUAAUUAUCUGUUUCUCUUACCCCUUUAUUUUCUAGCUGAUGACUACUAAUGCUCUACUUUAGCUGGAAUCUUUCUUCCCCUCAAAACUUUCUUACUGCAUCAUCUCUUUCUCUGAUGGGGCCAACUAAAGAAAGCAAGGAUAUGCAUUGUCAUUCCUGCACCAGAUAAGAAUAACCUUCAGUUGUGAGAGUGUCCAGGUUCCUUGCUCAGUACAGAAAUUGGUAUUAAAGUCUAAAAAGAAGGAAUCAGUGUAUGAAAGAUCAACUAAAGAAAAAAGCCAAAUUGUUAAUAGUGCUCCCACAUUUGAAGACCAACUGUUGUGUAAUAGUAUAAAGCUAAAUACACAAUCUGGAAACUUGUGUAGUAGUGUAAAUCUAUUGGUAUAUUUUGCAUGAACACUGAAUAUUUAAGCUGUUCUUCUUUAUCUCAGAAGCAUUGAACUGGCCAAAGGAAAUACUUAUUGAUGAUUUUCAAAAACUCCAGUGUACUAUUUUUAAAGAAUAAAAGAUUACAUAACUGCUCACUUUUGUUGUUUUGUUUUAAAGAGCAUUGGUUAUUUUGUUUUAAAAUGGGCUUGCUUGUUGAUGCCACUGAUAAUCCAAAACUAAAAACAGUCUCAGUAAGGCUUGCAGUAGUCUUCACAGUACCAACAUUUGCUUGUAAAACUGCUAAUUUUUUCAUUGCUUAAAUGAUACAGGAACAGUUGGUGACAGCUAUGACAGGCUCAUAUUUGAAGUUGAUGGGAAGCAAGCUUUAAGAACAUUAUUUUCAGAAAGUGCCUAACUUCUCAAUCUUUGUUCUUACUUAAUGCAAUAAAUUGCUGCAUCUCUAAACGUCAUCUUCUUAAGGCUACUGUUCUGUUUUUCUUUCUAAGACCUCUUGACAUCAACACUAAUGUCAUUCUGCUAACACCAUCUGAAUUUUUCAGCUUCUGCAGGAGUAAUUUCAUGAACAAUAGUCACAUUUUAAAUUAAAGAACAUGUGUAUAAGCCUUAACAUAAAGACAAGGUAGCUACAGCAAAUUAGAUUUAUGCAGUUGUUUCAGAAAGAAGUUUUCCUGUGGUUGAAUCUGCUGACUGCUCUUUGUACAGUCACCUACUGAAAAUUCCUCUUUUGCAUCAACAAAAGUUACAAAUUCAGAAACAUCUUGGAAAAAAAAAAUGGUAAUAAGCUGCAUGAUGUUUUGAAUAAAUAUUUAUCUUAAUAGC
Molecule: messenger RNA, 3473 nt
Organism: Strigops habroptila (Kakapo)
Lineage: Eukaryota; Metazoa; Chordata; Aves; Psittaciformes; Psittacidae
Gene: NEXN
Product: nexilin F-actin binding protein
Exons: 12
Coding region: 380-2212 (610 amino acids)
Biological process (GO): mitochondrial fusion
Source: RefSeq, a predicted model, not a curated record